This is a messenger RNA of Sphenostylis stenocarpa, 894 nucleotides long. The record is from the annotation of a GenBank genome assembly. NCBI's taxonomy places the organism in Eukaryota, Viridiplantae, Streptophyta, Magnoliopsida, Fabales, Fabaceae.
AUGUCAAGUGACCGUUCCAUAUUGGACAUUGACCUAGCAAAGUUUACCACACAGAAACAGGUGUCAGCACUGUUCCAACUAUGGAAGAAGGAACAUGGACGGGUCUACCACAACCAAGAAGAAGAUGCAGAGAGACUUGAGGUUUUCCAUAAGAAUUUGAACUAUAUCAGGGACAUGAAUGCAAACAGAAAAUCAACCCAUUCCCAUCGUUUGGGGUUGAACAAGUUCGCUGACAUCACCCCUGAAGAGCUUGGCAAAAUGUACUUGCAAGAUCCGAAGGAUGUGUCAGAGCUGAUCAACCUAGCCAACAACAAAAUGAAGAAGAAAGAACUCUCUUGUGACUAUCCACCUGCAUCCUGGGACUGGAGAAAAAAGGGUGUCAUCACAGAAGUUAAACACCAAGGGGAUUGUGGAAGUGGAUGGGCAUUUUCUGCGACGGGAGCCAUAGAAGCAAUAAAUGCAAUAGUUACAGGCAAGCUUGUUAGCGUUUCUGAACAAGAAAUCAUAGAUUGUGCGGAUAAAGCCAACGGUUGUAAUGGUGGAUAUCACUUCCAUCCGUUCGAAUGGGUUACAGAAACUGGAGGGAUUGCCACUGAAGUUGAUUAUCCUUAUACAGCAAAAGAUGGUACCUGCAAAGGCCGUGAGACACCAAACGCGGUUACUAUUGAGACUUUUGAUGGUCUAGUAAUAACACAUGAUAGUACAGCAGCAGAGACAGAAAAAGCACUAUUGUGCGCCACCCUUGAACAACCAAUUAGUGUGGCCAUGGACGCAAGAGACUUUUUCUUCUACACCGAAGGCAUAUAUGAUGGAGUAAAUUGUUCAAGUCCGUAUAGAAUAAACCACUUUGUUUUAAUUGUGGGUUAUGACUCAUUGGAUGGUGUAGAUUACUGA